Messenger RNA from Lingula anatina, 1712 nucleotides. RefSeq names its product asparagine synthetase [glutamine-hydrolyzing]. Gene Ontology annotation, cellular component: cytosol. Gene Ontology annotation, molecular function: asparagine synthase (glutamine-hydrolyzing) activity. Lineage: Eukaryota; Metazoa; Brachiopoda; Lingulata; Lingulida; Lingulidae. The record is from RefSeq and is a predicted model, not a curated record.
AUGGCACCUAAUACUGAAAAGUAUAAAAUGAGAGAUAAGACAAAACCAAGCACAUUGGUCGUCCAGUUAAAGGAAGAAUUCGGUUUCAAGUACCAAACCAACUGUGAUGGGGAAGCCAUCUUGCACUGUUACAACCACGGCGGUGCAGAGUUUCUUGCUAAGCACCUCGACGGCGUGUUUGCCUUCUGUCUAUUCGAUACAGAGAAGAGAAAGGUUUUCCUUGGCAGAGAUACGUUUGGCGUUCGUCCAGCUUUCCGCUUGACCACAGAGGACGGAUUUCUGGCUGUUUGUUCGGAAAUCAAAGGAUUGCAAAAUCUCAUCCACAACGGCACAGCGAGUACAAUUGAAGCGUUGGCGCCUGGCCACACGGAGGAAUAUCUCCUGGACGAAGACAACAAGGCCAGGCUGGUAGACCGGAAGCGAUUUCAUUUCCAGGCACAGCCACCGGUUUACAAAACCAUAGCGGAACCUCUCGGAAACGACCCGCUAGCCAAUGUCCGCAACCUGAUGACCGCAGCCGUGAAGAAAAGGUUGAUGUCCCAGCGGCGUAUCGGAUGUCUACUAUCUGGUGGCGUGGAUUCCAGCCUCGUUGCCGCAUUGGUUGUGAAGAGCGCCAGAGAAGUGGGCAUAGACUACCCCAUACAGACGUUCGCCGCCGGCAUGCCGGGUAGCACGGACAUCAUAGCAGCGCGCAAGGUAGCUGAAUACCUCGGCACAGAACAUCACGAGGUUAUAUUCUCUGAAGAAGAAGGAUUGGCCGCUCUUAAUGACAUGGUGUAUCACCUGGAGAGCUAUGACAUCAUCACUAUACGUGGGGCUGUUGGGCUCUACUUCGUAGCCAAGUACAUAAGAGAAAAGACAGAUACAGUAGUCGUGUUCUCCGGCGAGGGCGCAGACGAGCUUUGCCAGGGGUACAUAUACUUCCAUAACGCCCCGGAUGUAAAGGAGGCGGAUAGAGAGAGCAGACGACUUCUUCAGGAUCUCUAUCUGUUUGACGUGUUACGUGGUGAUAGAAUUAUCUCCGGUUUUGGCUUAGAACUGCGGCUACCUUUUCUUGACCAUGAACUGACCAGCUAUAUUCUCUCUUUGGACCCCAACAUCCGACAUAUUGUCGACGGAAUCGAGAAGCAUCUGCUCCGUUCGGCCUUCAACGCGACGGGACUCCUGCCCCAUGAGACGCUGUGGCGACCCAAGGAGAGUUUUAGUGACGGCGUCUCCUCUAAUGUUCGCUCUUGGCAUCACAUCCUGCGGGAGUUCACCGACGAUAAGGUCACUGACGCAGACGUGAUGAACGCCAGCCGUAAGUUUCCCCACAAUCCACCGAAAUCUAAAGAGGCCUUUUACUUCCGUCGCCUCUUUGAGGACUUUUUCCCUGGGAAAGCCGACCUAAUCCCGUACCUCUGGAUGCCCAAGUGGUCGGGAGAAACAACCGAACCUUCGGCAAGGAACCUCAAAGCUUACAGGACAACAUAAUUGCAUUUGUGCAAGUGCAACUUUGGUUGUGGGACAAACUGGAAAUUUCAUCUACGGAUACAAGCACUUUGACUAAGGAUGGGUUUAAGAGCACUAAUUUGGACCGGUUGUAUUGUAUAGAACUGUGAGUCUAUAUUGUUGUGUCUUAUAAUAGCACACACAGGUUCCCUACAUGUUUGUGGUUUAAGCAUAUCAUUAUUAAUGUACCAUUAUAAACCUGUGUAUUCCAAUUUUAUGAA